UUCUGCUUAGAAUUUGAGCAAUAAUCUCUCUUCCUCUCCUUCUCCCUUGUUUAAUACUGUCUCUCUCAGUAAGCAAGGAUGGCGGCUAAGAGGCUUUUUGAUGAAUCUCGUAAAGAACCAGACAAGCCAGAUCCCAAAAGAAUGAGAACUACACCUUCUUUUGCUGCUGUAAUUGGAGAAGUUGUGAUGGUGAAAUCAUUCCAGAGAUUUGUUUCAUCAUUGGAGCCAUUGCUUAGAAGAGUGGUGCACGAAGAAGUGGAACGUGGGCUUGUAUGCAGUACACGUUCUCUCUAUAGGGCCCCCUCAUUGCAAAUUCGAGCAGUUGCUGAAUCCUCUACCUUAACACUUAGCUUCAGUAAAAAGCUCUUAAUCCCUGUGUUCACUGCAAGUAAAAUUGAAGAUGUGGAAAAUAACCCACUUCAAAUCCUCCUCAUGGACACCCAAGGUGAUCCAAGGGUUCCGACCACUUUACCUUAUCCCAUCAAAGUAGAGAUAGUCGCUAUUGACGGCGAUUUCCCGUCGUCCAAUGACAAUGACAAUUGGAGUAGUGAACAGUUUAACAGCAAAAUUGUGCGAGAAAGAGUGGGGAAGAGGCCGUUGCUCGCCGGAGAUGUGAAUGUGACAGUGAGGGACGGUAUUGCUACCAUUUCUGAUUUAUUAUUCACCGAUAAUUCGAGUUGGAUUCGAAGUCGAAAAUUCAGAUUGGGUGCAAGAGUGGUUCCAGGGAGUUGUCAUCAAGGGGUUAGGAUACGCGAAGCCAUGACAGAACCCUUCAUGGUUAAAGAUCAUCGAGGAGAAUUGUACAAGAAGCACCAUCCACCAUCCCUAGAAGAUGAAGUAUGGCGUCUAGAGAGAAUUGGCAAAGAUGGAGCCUUGCACAAGAAGCUGGCCUUGGAAGGAAUCAACACUGUCCAAGACUUCUUGAAGCUUUGGGUUGUUGAUACAGCAAAGCUUAGAAGGCUCUUAGGUGGAGGGUUGUCGGAGAAGAAAUGGGAAGCAACAAUAAAGCAUGCCAAGACUUGUGUGAUGGGCAACAAGUUGUACAUGUUCCGUGGAACACAUUACUCUCUUGUCUUGAAUCCUAUAUGUCAAGUUGUAGGGACUAUGCUCGACGGCCAAUUCUACAACACCAGCGGUCUAACCGGAUUUCAGAGGGCUCAUUUUGAGAAGUUGAUUAGAGAAGCCUAUACACAUUGGGGUUCAUUGGAAGAGUUGGAUGCAGUGGUCACUAUGAAUGCUUUGCAACCAAUACAAACAAGUGGUGUGGAGUUACAGUACUUGAAUUAUCAUCAAAACAUUCCAAGAAUAAAUCAGCACCCCGACGCUCUCAUUACUGAUACGCUUCUUGAGAUGCCUAAUGGAGAGAUGGAAUCUGGUGAUAAUUGGCCACAAAAUUCAACAUAUUUCAGCUCCCAAAUUGGAGAUGGAAAUGUUUAUAACAUGUCGGAUUCUUCAUCAGAAGGUGAUUCAACGCCAUCACGGGCUUACUUCCGUUGAAUCAAGUCGGAAAAUGUACAUAAGGUUACAACAUGCUU
Molecule: messenger RNA, 1535 nt
Organism: Telopea speciosissima
Lineage: Eukaryota; Viridiplantae; Streptophyta; Magnoliopsida; Proteales; Proteaceae
Product: protein SAR DEFICIENT 1-like
Exons: 8
Coding region: 79-1497 (472 amino acids)
Biological process (GO): regulation of salicylic acid biosynthetic process
Cellular component (GO): nucleus
Molecular function (GO): calmodulin binding; sequence-specific DNA binding; DNA-binding transcription factor activity
Source: RefSeq, a predicted model, not a curated record